GCGGGGAUGCGGAGGGGCUGCGCUCGGCCCCCGCCCGAGGUGGGGUCUGCGGCCGGCUCCGCAAGGCCGGCUGCGGGAGCCUGCCUCGGGUCGUUCCGAUUCGGUACGGGCGGACGCGGGAUGCGGGGCGAGCCCCGUGGAUAUCGACAUAUCAGCGUUCCCGGCAGAAAUCGGAGCACUUGCCCAAAGGCGGACAGAACGAGGGGUAGCUUGGAGCAGGGAACCCAACCCAAGCACCUCCCGUCGCGUUACCCUCCCUUUGCUCUCCUGCCUCGUGCACAUCUGUGGUACCGAGAGCAGGUCUAUUAUUCCUGUGGCGCGGUGGUGGAGUCAAUGGAAAGAGGCCUGAUUUUAUCACCAGGAUUUCCAAACAACUACUACCCGGGGACACACUGCGUUUGGCAGUUCUUCAUUCCCAUAAGAAUGCAUCUCAUCUUGGAAAUUUUUGACUUUGACAUUUUUGAGAGCUCAAGUGAAACUCCAACCCCCUGGGAUGGCUUUCCAGCUGCUGCGAUAACAGGAAAUAAGGACGUGACUCCUCCCGAGGAAAACCUGGACUUUGUUCUCCAGACUACAGAAUCCUCUCUUCAGAGCUGGACGUCCAAGGCAGCUCAGAAUCUGAGCGGUGCAGGAGAUCAGUCAGAAGGACUUCCUGGCCACCUGGACGAACUUCCAGGAGCAGCCUCAAAGAAAGGUGAAGCCAAACAGACGUCCGAAGGAAACCGGCCAAAACAGAUGAAGGAACGCAAAGCGAUUAUGGAGACUCAAACAGAAGAACAGCCAUUACCUGAUUCCGAUGGCGCCAGAACACAGAGGCAAAACGUUAGCGGCCAAGAAACAAAAGAAGGUUGGAAAGGCAAUAUUUUGUUUGCCCACCUAGCUGCUAGUGAGAGAGAUGAAAGUCUGGGAGAGAGCUGGACGCUUCCCACAACAAUACUGCCAGUGGAAAUCUCCAGCCAGCAGCCGGCAGUGGAUGUCUGUCCCCACGACGUACUGUAUGUUUCAGAUCUCAUCACGUUUUCCUCUCGUUUCUGUGGACCAAAUUCACCUUUAAACAGGACCAUGGUCUUUGGUUCGUCUCUGGAAAUGGUUGAGGUUAUCAUGGAACUCAUUACCACCACCAACCGGGGCAGAGGUUUCGCAAUGCUCUUUGAGUACAAGAACAUCACAGAACCCAGCACCAUGGAUGCUGUGAGGCAGGAGAGAAUGGAAAACGUACUGAUGCUGGCAAUUUUAACAGGGACUGUCUUCUUUGUACUUGCUUUGCUCUCUGCCCUCUGCGUAGCUUGCAGGCAGAGAACGUGCCCCAAAAGGAGCUCAUCCAACGUAUGCGGUGACCAGGAGAAUGGGAUCCAGAACUCCGCUGUUGAUAUCAAUGAGCUCCAGCUCGUGGUGCCAAGUCGGGAGAAUGAAAACAACAACCACUCUGUCAGCCGGGAGCAGGCGGUCACUUCCUGCACAGGCAGCACAGAUCAGUCUCCUCAGGAUACUGACCCAGACGUGCCCUCUUCCACCUCUGCAGUGACCACUGAGACAGGGAGCGAUGAAGUGUUUAUUAUUUCUGCUGGACCUGGAGCCAGUGGACUGAGCUUUACUACCUACAGAAUACAGGACAAAAACCUAAAAAGAAGUGUCACAAGCCCAGGCUCCGUGUCUGACUGGGUGACGCCUGGUCACACGGCCGCAGGAGCAGAUGCUGUUGAGAAGAGGAACGUGCAGACGGAGAAUCACCAUCCCAGGCAACGCACGUGGAGUGCCCGCACUUUCCAUGACUUCCUGGCUCCAAUACCACAGCUACAAAAAAAGUGGUGUAGCUGGACCACCAACAGCCCCUUCACAAAGCUGGUUGACAACAGUGGUUUUCCUACAGCUGCAAGAAUCCAAGGUGUUCCAACCAGAAAGGUGAUUUCAGCCACCGAGAUAGAGGGACCUUCAGAAACGGUUUACUCCGAUUCAUCUGUCAGCAAUGCCUCAUACCCCCUCACUCUGUCUGCACAAAGGCAGCGGAAGCUAAGCUCCUGCAACCUGAAGAAAUCCAGGUUUGGAAAUCAUUACUUUGGAUUUUUAGCUGGUUCCCCUGACAACAAACGCGUGAGGUCCUUGGAUUCCUCCAGACAUCUAGGGGCAGCAUCUCCAGUUAACAGCCAAAGCCCCAAGAGCGCUCUAGAGAGCUCCAACCCCUUGAAAAUCAACUUGGCCAAUGCUUCAAAAACAAAGGACCUUGGGGGAGAAGCAGAUAAAAACAAACCAGUUUUUGUCAUUUCUGAAGAAGGAGAUGAUCAGCAGCCUCUGGUCCUAGCUGAACAUCUUAGUCAAUGUGGAGAUCAUCUGUCUGAACCAAAUGCUGUGUAUGCAGUAACAGUGCCAGAUAAACAACCAGUGGUUCUGACUGUGGAGGGCAACAGUUCUGCCAGUUCAACAUCAAAUCUUCCAUUCUGGGCAAAAUCUCCUGGUUUGUACAAAGGUCAGGUGAAGGUCCCUAACUCUUCCAGGGACCAGCAGAGCUCAUCAGUUGUAGAUGCUAAUAGUAGUGAGACCUCACAGAACUUUGAUACCCUGGCUGCUCCUACACUAUGUCAAGCUUCAGUCCAGUGAUACUCUCAGAAAGACCGAAUCACCCGUUCACAAAAAGAGAGGCAGCAGGCACACGAACAGAGUGGAAGCAGUGCCAAGCAGUUGUGUGAUUGACAGCUAUACAUGGACACAGCUUUGUUCACAGAAUAGUCUUUGCCUCACCACUGGGAUUACAGCUACACCAUCCUCCCUUUUACUCAUUAACCUCAAACCUAUUCUUCUGCAUGGAAUUUUGAUAUGCUUUAUUCAUGAAAGCAUCUGAAAAGGUAUUUCACAAUGCAGGAAAUCUUGUCUGGAAUGAGAUAUGAAAGUCAUUUGAGAUGGUUACAUCAUGGUUUAUAUCUGAAAUGUCAGUCCUGUGUCACUGUGGUACCACUUGAGUCCUUCUGGUAGAAGCUAUGAGUUAAAUUGUGCUCAUAGGUGUGCCUGUUCAAAUUAGAAUUCCUCUUGCACGUUUGCAUACUGUUUUGUAAACAGUUCUAAACAUUUCAUAACUUCUGCACUCUAGCACAAAGUUUACCAAGCAUUAACAUCUCUAAUACUGAAAAUCAUGAUUAUCUCACAUACUAACUCAUUAAAGAAGAGUACAGAUAAGCUGAGCAAAACUAUACUGUAUUACUGUGCUAAUUUUAUUGAAGCCUGAUCUAGCUUUAUUUCUGUUAGAUCUACAUAAGCUUACAGUGCCUCAGUCCGCUACAUUUUUAAGCAACUCCUCCUGGCAACAGGAACACGUGUACAAAGAUACUGAAAUACUCAUUAGGAACAGUCCUCAGCAUCCAACACUUGGAUAUUUGCAGCUGCUCUGAUCCUAUAUUCACCAACUAUUUAUUACUGGUAACGCACACUGACUGGAGAACUAUUUCCCUUCCUUUUGCAGGCAAGACUUCAGAGGCAAAAUCAAAUACAGCAAACUUUGAGUGAUUUUUUUUUUUCUU
Molecule: messenger RNA, 3509 nt
Organism: Tympanuchus pallidicinctus (lesser prairie-chicken)
Lineage: Eukaryota; Metazoa; Chordata; Aves; Galliformes; Phasianidae
Exons: 7
Coding region: 7-2595 (862 amino acids)
Source: RefSeq, a predicted model, not a curated record